ACCCUAGAUAUUAACAAAAAUAACAUUUUAUAGGCUAAUACUGUCCCGAAUCACUUUUUCUAUUUGGGGAUUUAAAUCUCUGGCCGGUCAUUUGUGUCUAUCCGUGGCUCUUUAUGGCCCUUUUGGCGAUGUUGUUUAUGUGUAGUAAGGGGGGGGCUUGAAACCGCCUCCCCCUGCCCCAUUUCCUCGCUUGUUUUCCUCUCGGAUCUCUCUGGAUUCUCCAUGUUGUCGGGGCAAAAGUGAGGACUUCUCCGCGACCGCAGAGGGCUCUGGUGGACGGUAUCACCGGGAACAGGUACCGGCACGGCCGAGGAGACGGCCAGCAACACCGUGAACAAACAGCUUCCCUAAAGCGCCUCGUCCCUGCCCGAGAGAAGCAGAAGAACGAGAAGAAAGAGCCCAGGAACAAGAUCAGUCCUGUUUCUGAGGCGGAUGACAAGUAACCUCGGCGAACACAAGAGUCCAUUCGUCAAUAAAACCCAAUGAGGGAUGUCCAUCAAUGCUCGGAGACAGGAUUUGAGGAUUUUGAAGGCUCCGUGAUUGUCAGAUGGAAAGUUCUGUUAUCACCCAAGUGCAGAAAGAAGACGUUCAAGUGUCACCGAAAACUGGCCAGGUGAGCCGGUCUUCCCUGAAACAGCCCCGGAGCUGUAAUAUCUUCAAAACUCUCUUCUGUUGCCUCCAAGCCCAGGAUGGCCCCAAACCCACUCCACCAAUACCCCCGACUUCCCAGCACACCUUGCUGGAGUCGCAGGAAAAUGGGACAGUUGUCAAGGCUGAACCCAGCCUCCUCCCGGAGAUAACGGCCCAGGACCAGGGGAAGAUAUGUGUCGUCAUCGACCUGGACGAAACCCUGGUGCACAGUUCAUUCAAGCCUAUUGGUAAUGCAGACUUCAUUGUACCGGUGGAGAUAGAGGGGACCACACACCAGGUGUAUGUGCUGAAGAGGCCCUAUGUGGAUGAGUUCCUGCAGAGAAUGGGAGAAUUGUUUGAAUGUGUGCUGUUUACAGCCAGUCUUGCUAAGUAUGCAGAUCCGGUGACAGACCUUCUGGAUCAGUGUGGGGUAUUCCGGGCCCGGCUAUUCCGAGAAUCUUGUGUAUUCCACCAGGGCUGCUACGUGAAAGAUCUGAGCCGCCUGGGCAGGGAUCUCCAUAAAACCCUUAUCCUGGAUAACUCUCCUGCCUCCUACAUAUUCCACCCUAACAAUGCAGUUCCUGUGGUGUCAUGGUUUGAUGAUGUGGAUGAUGCUGAGUUGCUCAACCUUCUGCCUGUGUUUGAAGAGCUCAGUCAAACUGAUAAUGUUUACAUCCGGCUGGACCAGCUUCGUGGACAUUAGCUGUGGAUGAACUUUGUUAGAGGCUCAGAUUCAAACCUCCUCAGCUUCAUGCGAAAUGUGUCUUCUGAAAACGGAUGUCAGUUUCCAGACAGUGAUGUUAUGGUCUCUGCACAAAAGCAUUUAUUUCGACAACGUCUUAUCAAAAUGCAGCUGAGGAAAAUUUAAACCUGGAAAAAACCCAACGUCUAUGGUUCAUGUGAAACUUGAUUACAAACCUUUCUGCUCAACUUAUCUGUUGAAAAUAGUGACAACAACUUUUUGAAAGCGCUAAAAGAAAGAGCAGGAAACAACAGCCAAAGCAAUCUUUCCAUAUUCGUUCCUGUAAGUAAAGUGGUUCUUUUGCCAAAGCAGAAGCCUGCCCUGACUUGACUUUUGGAUAUCUUUUAGUUUUUUGUUAUUGUGCAUUCAAAUAACAACAAAAUGAAUAAACAAAGCCUUUUUUAAAAUAUUUUUUUUAAAGGAAAUUUCUUUUGUGCAUUUAAUGCUUCCUUUUUAUAAGGAAAGCUAUUUUUUUUAAUCGGUGAACAUGGUUCCUCUAUGCAACAAUUCUGCAAUGACAGUACCUCUAAAAUAGCCAGUUAAGGAUUGCAUUCAGCAGAUGUAAACAUUAAUGUAGCCAUAUUUACCUGUAACUUAGCAUUAAAACAAGUAUAUUUUAUUCAUUUGUGCUAAAAAUACAACUCUACAAAACAUGCAAUAUAAUUCAUUAGUAUGAAGACGGAUAUUAGUGGUUAGAUAUGUGAGCAAGGGGAAAUUUCUGUCUAUGGUUGUCCAUUGAAAAAACACACUGGAUAUGUUGGCACAUAGGAUGAACAUCAAUGUUACAGUUUUUAGUUAAAUUUAAUAAUGGCAAAUUUGGACUAAGUUUUUCUUUCUGGAUGGCAAAGAACUGGCACUUGUUCAAUAUUGAUAGUGCUAAAAGUAAAAACUGUGCCUUUGAAAUUGGGACAGAGAAUGGCGCCUGAAGUGAGAUUUGUAGGCCUGAUGUGUCAUGCUGAGCAUGAGAAGAUGCUGUCAAGAGCAAGUGGAAAGCUAUUGGCUGUGGUACUCGGAGUGAAAAACUUGAACUGUCAAUUUUUGAUAUGUUUAACAUGUAUGAAUGUUUUUAGUAUGUAUUUAUUGGCCAAAAACUUGUAAUUGUCUAGUACUUCUUAACACUCAACAUUUUGUAAUGUAAACCAUUUUGCCUACACUGAGGCUGGCCUUGUAUUUUAACCAGUUUGUUGGUGCCUAACAAACACAUUUUUUGCCAUCACUGUUAUGGGCAAUUCACAAACUUCACGAGCUAAAUCAAAUCAGCAGACAGAUGUCUGAGAUACAGUCAUGCAGGAUCUUUUUGUAUUUGAAAUUUUGUGCAAAUGAAUUUUGUGGGGUUGUUUCCAUGGUGUUUUUUUCUAUUGUUUUCUAUGUCUGAUACGACAAUUAACUGUAUGUAAAUUGAUGAAAUAUGACAAUGAAAAUUGUGUGAAAUGUGAUGAACAGAAAUAUUUGAAAUAUUUCUUAAUUUAAAAAAAAUUGUCAUGUCAUGUCAUAGAAAAGAAGUCAAAAACAUUUUUUUUUAUAUGUGAUCUGACCAAAAUGAAAAAAAUAAUUGCUAUCAGUUUUCAUAUUUCAAUAAAAUUUUAUGAUAUUUUAAA
This is a messenger RNA of Cololabis saira (Pacific saury), 2970 nucleotides long. RefSeq names its product CTD (carboxy-terminal domain, RNA polymerase II, polypeptide A) small phosphatase 2 (gene ctdsp2). The coding region runs from base 548 to 1333 and encodes 261 amino acids. The record is from RefSeq and is a predicted model, not a curated record. NCBI's taxonomy places the organism in Eukaryota, Metazoa, Chordata, Actinopteri, Beloniformes, Belonidae. Gene Ontology annotation, molecular function: RNA polymerase II CTD heptapeptide repeat phosphatase activity. The transcript has 7 exons.